AUGGAAGCAGUGAUCACUCAGGACCCCUCCUUUCGUAAUGUUCUACCGCCCGACUUCUUAUGGGGAGUUGCUUCGGCAAGCUAUCAAAUAGAAGGAGGAUGGAAUGCCAAUGGCAAAGGACCCAGUGUUUACGAUCAUCUAUGGCAGCACAGGGAGAACGGGGAGGUCGCUUGUGACUCAUAUCAUCUCUGGAAAGAAGAUGUCCAACUAUUGAAAAAAUACGGAGUGAACUGCUAUAGGUUCUCGGUCAGCUGGCCAAGGGUGAUACCUUCAGGGGGCGCGGAGGAUCCAGUGAACGAGGCUGGGUUAGCCUACUAUUCAAACCUGAUUGACGCCCUUUUGGAAGCGGGAAUCACACCAGUAGUAACGAUUUAUCACUGGGACCUGCCCCUCCCAUUAUUUCAAAAAUACGGCGGAUUCUACGAUAAAGAUGCGAUGUCUCGAGACUUCGUGAGAUAUGCUCGCCUGUUAUUUGAGACGUUUGGGGAUAGGGUCAAGGACUGGAUUACCAUUAAUGAGCCUCAUAUCAUCUUUUCCGGAGCCUCUCACAUAUUUGACGGUCGUUGGAAUCCGGACACAGAUAUACCCAGGUUCACAGAAAGUCUACUCCUCUGCCAUGCCAAAGUCGUGAAGCUAUAUAGGAAUGUCUUCCAGCCAACGCAGAGAGGGAAAAUCGGAAUUACCCUCGACAUCGACUGGGUAGAACCUUUUGACGACAGUACGGAAGCGAAAAAGAUGGCGGAAUUCACGUUGGAAAGUGUUUGUGGCCUGUUUGCAGGUCCGAUCUUCCACGGGCGAUUCCCUCAAUCUGUGCUGGAGGACUAUGGAGAUCUGACACCCAAGCUUACCGAGGACGAGUGGAACAUCGUCCGAGAUUCCUCAGACUUUUUUGGCCUAAAUCAUUACGGGUCCUCCUAUGCGACUGGAAGACGACAUCCGCCAGGCGAAGGCACCAGAAUGGAUUUGAUUUCCGGAAGAGCGGAGAGAGUGUUCGAAAGAGAUGGGGUUCCGAUAGGAAGUCGUGGGGUAGACGGACAUCCUCACGAUGUACCCUGGGGCUUCCGUAAACUCCUUCAAUACAUCCACACAAAUUACACUGUUGGCCGUGAUAUACCCAUCAUGAUCACUGAGAAUGGUACUUCAAUUGAAGGCGAGGAUUUGAUGAGUCGAGCUGAAGCUAUCAAUGAUGUGAAGCGACAAACAUAUUACGCAGGGUAUCUGAAAGAGUUAAUCGAGGCGGCUAGAGACGAUGGGAUUUUGAUUGGCGGUUAUAUGGCGUGGUCGUUCUUGGACAAUCUGGAAUGGACCAGAGGUUGGAGACCACGUUUUGGUCUGACGGUCGUUGAUCGCGAGGAUGGAUGUAAGCGGUACCCGAAAGACUCAGCGUUCAUGCUUGGGAGGAUCUUCAGACAUGCCGUCAAGGGGUAA
Messenger RNA from Kwoniella botswanensis, 1428 nucleotides. RefSeq lists its product as uncharacterized. The coding region runs from base 1 to 1428 and encodes 475 amino acids. Gene Ontology annotation, biological process: carbohydrate metabolic process. The record is from RefSeq and is a predicted model, not a curated record. Gene Ontology annotation, molecular function: beta-glucosidase activity. NCBI's taxonomy places the organism in Eukaryota, Fungi, Basidiomycota, Tremellomycetes, Tremellales, Cryptococcaceae. The transcript has 10 exons.